AACGGCACCGUUCAGGGCACCCGGCAGGACCACAGCCGCUUCGGGAUUUUGGAGUUUAUUAGCCUGGCAGUGGGGCUGGUGAGCAUCCGUGGGGUGGACUCUGGACUCUACCUCGGCAUGAAUGAGAGGGGCGAGCUGUAUGGGUCGAAGAAGCUGACACGGGAGUGCGUUUUCCGGGAGCAGUUUGAGGAGAACUGGUACAACACGUAUGCCUCGACCCUGUACAAGCACCCGGACUCGGAGCGGCAAUACUAUGUGGCUCUGAACAAGGAUGGCUCUCCCCGCGAGGGCUACAGGACUAAGAGACACCAGAAGUUCACUCAUUUUCUACCCCGGCCUGUGGACCCUGCCAAAAUCCCUGCCAUGUACAGAGACCUCUUCCACUACAGGUGAUGGUUCCUGCAGCUGCCCCGUCAGUGUACAUACUUGGGCUCCCAAGCUUUUUCCCAGAGCACUAUAUUAAUAGUCAUUCCAUCAUUCCUGUAAGCAUAGAUGACCUAGGGAAGCACUUACAUUGAAUUCAGACACUGCUGUUCCUCCUUGUUUCCAGCAUAUAUGGAACGUGCGUUAUUUAUGGGGGGGUAGGGGAAGGGAGGGAGCCCUACAUGUAACCUUUCAUUUUCGUUCACUUUCUUUGCCUGGUUGCUACAAGAGAGGCCAAAUAUUCAAUGUUAUGGUUACUUAAAGGAACAAGCAGGUGAGCAAACCUGAUCGCCAGGUGGGAAAAAACCCAGCCCAAAACAACCUAAAAAUUAAGAGAAGAAAACAAAAGA
Acanthisitta chloris (rifleman) is the source of this 773-nucleotide messenger RNA. It is a transcript of the gene FGF16, whose product is annotated as fibroblast growth factor 16. The transcript is spliced from 3 exons. Gene Ontology annotation, biological process: positive regulation of endothelial cell chemotaxis to fibroblast growth factor; positive regulation of cell population proliferation; fibroblast growth factor receptor signaling pathway. Gene Ontology annotation, molecular function: growth factor activity; fibroblast growth factor receptor binding. The annotation marks the transcript as partial. The record is from RefSeq and is a predicted model, not a curated record. Gene Ontology annotation, cellular component: cytoplasm. Lineage: Eukaryota; Metazoa; Chordata; Aves; Passeriformes; Acanthisittidae.